Molecule: messenger RNA, 1667 nt
Organism: Musa acuminata subsp. malaccensis (wild Malaysian banana)
Lineage: Eukaryota; Viridiplantae; Streptophyta; Magnoliopsida; Zingiberales; Musaceae
Source: RefSeq, a predicted model, not a curated record
GUAAGUGUGAUGUAUGGGUGACGACGCCACAUUAAGAGUAAUGUUUAGUGUUAGAUUUGCAGUGCCAGAAUGGACCGCAAGGGCUUAAAGCCUGUGCAGGCAUUAGACGACGAGAUCUGCUUUCCCGUUUCCUGCUACUCAUACAAAUCACGUACCAUACUAUAGUAAUCACCGCAUCAACUUCAUUUGCCAGUGCUAGAAAUCUUGGUAUAUAAAGGCCGACGUGCCCUUCUGCCUGACAUUACAAUGACUUUGUUGCCCUUGUGAUCCAAAAAUGGAGUCUAAACAGGGAUAGAGACGAGAGCACACUGCUAAUUCGGUGAAAAGAGAUGUAAAAGCAGCCUAGCCUAGCCUAGGGACUUGAAUCCUAGGCAACGCCCUACGACCACUAGGAUGUGGCCAUGUGGGAUUCUGUAGCACUUUUUCUCACAAUCUAUUUAAACCCCCCGUUCUUCUCAACGAGCCCGGACGAGAAAGAGAAGCAUUCUGGAGCUUGAUGUUUCCAUUAGUCUAAGGUUGGUUAUGUUAUGCGCACUUGUUCCUCUUUGCUGUGGUGAUCUCUCACUGACGGUCAAGCUAGUUGGGAAAUAUGAGGAUUUUGAGUUGGGUGCAAAAUAAAUUCAACAGUAGCCAGGAGAGGAAGAGAUUUGACGCUGGUUCGAGUUCCACUUCUCGUGCUUCGAUCCCGGAUGUUCGUAAAGAACUCGGCAACUGCCUGCAUACAUUGUUGGCGAUCGGGACACUCGGCGACGCGCAUACGAAAGAAGACCCACAAAGACAUGAUGAUCCCUACUUGGAUACUUCAGAAGAUUUGCCUUGUUUCACCAUUGAAGAAGCCAAGGAACUACACAAAGAGCUGGCGAAGCUACUGACCCGAAAGCUGAAAUCUAGCGCUCAUGGAUCAGAGAUUGCCAAUGACGACAGAGCUAACAGAUUCCUCGGUCGCUCAUUGCGGCCGGAGGCUGACAAAGCCACGAGCUUCCUGCUCGAGAAUUCGGAAGACGUCAACUGUGGCGACCUGUCCCCCGAUACCAGGAUCAUACUGCACAAACUGGAAGAUGCGUUAUCGUGCAACUACACUGCGAUCAAAAAGGAAUCGCUCUCGUUUCUUCUCAAGAAGAGGUUUGUUUGUGGACGUGGGUUCGCACAACAGACUCGAAGCUUCAAGGGCGGCUUGAUCGCUGAACCCUCGGUCGAGAAGAUUCUGAAGGCCAUUCUUACAAAGAAGAUAUACCCUCAAAGCUCCGCUCCAACAUUAAUGAAGAAGAGGUACUCGGACAACAAAUCCAUGGAACAAGUGCAGGCAGGGAAAUGGGUUAAAACGGAUUCCGAGUAUAUUGUUCUUGAGAUCUAGAAGUAGCGCACCUCUUUGUCUCCGUCGAGGCGUUCUGGUGAUUACCGCAUCAUUACGUAAUCGAUUAAUCUCGUGAUCGAACUUGUGUAACUGUGUUUUUCAAUGUAAUGAAAAAUAAGUGUAAAGGAAAACUGAAGGCCUCUUUUUUCCGAUAAAAGAUUUGUGUUUGUGAAAAUGCCACCACAACACAAAGAGAAGGAUUAAUCAUGAAGUGCAGAUCAAAACCAGAAUUACACACUGAUGAAGUUGCAGCUCUGCUGUGGGCUUUCUUUACCUGUUGGUUUUCCUUUUCCAUUCAGUAGUAUCUUGCAGU